Molecule: messenger RNA, 498 nt
Organism: Anopheles nili
Lineage: Eukaryota; Metazoa; Arthropoda; Insecta; Diptera; Culicidae
Gene: Pomp
Product: proteasome maturation protein
Exons: 3
Coding region: 72-470 (132 amino acids)
Biological process (GO): proteasome assembly
Cellular component (GO): cytoplasm; nucleus
Source: RefSeq, a predicted model, not a curated record
CGCGAAUAAGAAGCGGAAGCUAUUCCCGGUGUUUUCUGUUAAAUUAUUCAGUACAUUUCCAAUAAUUCACUAUGGAUACUGCCAUUAAAGUGACUCCUAAAAUGCCGAACACUUUCAACGAGUUCUCUGGGCACUUGGAACCUCGCGAUGAAACCUGUGUAGCUCAGCUGCAGGCGGUGCAUCCAAUUAAACAGUCGGAAUUAAACUACGAUCAGCACCGCCACAACUUGAACAUGCAGAUGCUCCGGAAGCGCGAAGGUCUUGCAGCACCACUGAAGAUUGCGAUGGAGCUGAAAGCAGUCUCGAAGGUCGGACAUUUGCCGUUUCUCCCAUCAACGAACGUCGCCCGUGAUGUAUUGACCGGCCGCGAUGAACUGAUCGAAUAUACAGAUAUAUUUAAUUUGGAAGAGCACCAAGAAAUCAUGCGCCAACCUCAUGCGGUGAUGGAUAAAGCUCUGGGAAUGAUGUAGGAAGGAUAUAUAUUAUACGAUACCAGCA